UAAAUCUUGUCCUAAUACAUGUGUUUUUUUAUUUCUUUUUUUAUGUUAUACACACUGUAUGCAUUCCUUACACGUUAACAUAUGCAAUUACCUAAUUAACUAAUUAGAUGGUCCACUUAACUAGUCUUAUGUACUAAUAAUCUGUGUUGGCGCGUUUACGAGUUUUGUAAAGUGGAUUAUAUUUUGUAAAAUUUCAACUAGGUCUAGAAAACACCAUAAACUGUGUUCGUCUUCUUUUGUCGCGGCUUCAGUUGCAUUAAUCAGCAAAAGCGCCAUUUUACGUAUAAUGGUUGCUGGUCCUUAAAGCUACCGGAACUUCUAGCAAUAGAAUAUAAUCCUGAAAAAAGUUUUUGGAAAGUUGGAAAUAUAGAGAAAACUCCUUAAAGAUAAAUUUUCUGACACGUUUUUUUUUUCUAAUUAAAAUUUCUUCUUCUUAUCGAAUCAAAGACGGCUGGAAACAGUCUAAAAAAACUUUGGGAAAUAUUGUUGAGCACUAUGUGUGAACGGACGUGGUUUGAUCACCUUUUUUUAUUUGACCUCGUGAAAAUAUUUGGAUUAACCUAUAUAAAUUCCUGUUUCAGCAUAGCCUAUAACUAGUUACUUAUUAAAAAUACAUGCGUAAAUGAAUAAAAUAAAAAUUAACUUUCUUUAUCGUAAAAAAGGUGAUUUUUUACUGGGUAUGCGCAGAGUUUGUUUUAUGCAUGUCUCUCUGUGAGAAAAAUUUAUCUGUACCACAUAUACUCUUCCACUCGAAAAGAGUGCGUUUGUUAAACUAUUAAAUAUUUAUUACUAUCAGUUGAUAUUAUAUAACGGUAUAGUAAGACAUAUUUUAUUUAUGUUUACAAAAGAGGGGCAAGAGGGAGCGAGAGAGAGAGAGAGAGAGAGAUAGAGACAGAGAGAUAGAGGUUUGUUGCAAAGACUUUUUAUAUCAAAAAUGGAUCACACUACCUUUAUUGGGUUUCUUUCACUGAUCGUUGUGUUGACCGUCGCCUUAAACGGACUAGUCGUGGUUGGUUUACUUAAGCAAAGAAGACACUUGUCAACAUAUGACAUUACACUGUUAUUUCUAAUGUUUAUCGAGUUUCUUCAAGCAAUCAUUGGUUAUCCAAUUGAAUUGUUCACAAAAUUUAAAGAUAGAAGAUUUUUGUGUAUUAUAGCUGGGUAUUCAACAACAAGUCUAGCCCUUGCUUCAAUAUCACUCCUGGUAGCCUUAGCUUUAAUGAGAGUCAUAUCAGUGAUGUAUCCUUUCAAGUCACGCCUGUUGUUAAACUCUAAGAAGAGCAGCCUGUAUUUUAUUGUACCAUCAACCUUAUACGGAUUUGCAUGGGGUACUUUUCCCCUUCUUGGUUGGAGCAAAUAUUCUCCCGAGCUCAACAGCGACAGAAGAUGCUCUGUAGAUUUAAUUGGUCGAGACAAGAAUACUCUCUCUUAUCUGUAUGCUUUAAUGGUCGCAUGCUAUUUAAUACCAUUAGCGGUUAUGUUUCUUACUGCUUUAGGAAUUGGUAAGCGAUUAUCGGGACGUAAAAUGUGUCUGGCUGCUGAACAGGAGCAAGCAAAAGUGGCAAGGGUUCAAAAGGAAAAAAAAAUGGCAUUGUUCUUAUUUGUUGUGAUAGUGGCUUUUGUGAUUGCUUGGACUCCCUAUGCUUUGAUGAUUUUUGUUAUAUCGUUUGGUGGAAAUGUGACCACGACUUGGCUUGAUUAUUCAGCUCUUCUAGCUAAAAGCUCCACUUUCUACAAUCCUAUAAUUUACGUGUUUAUGCACAAGAGAAGUCGCGUUGCUGUUUUCAAAUUUUUAGGGUCGAUGACUGGUACAAACAGUAAUACUGUAGAUCACGGUUUGCGUAAUACUUACAGAAAGGGAUGUGACACUAACGUAACCGUGCUGAGUCUUCCUCAAAACAAUUGAUAGGAACGAACAAUUUU
Hydractinia symbiolongicarpus is the source of this 1923-nucleotide messenger RNA. Its product is annotated as green-sensitive opsin P521-like. Gene Ontology annotation, biological process: G protein-coupled receptor signaling pathway. The coding region runs from base 935 to 1906 and encodes 323 amino acids. NCBI's taxonomy places the organism in Eukaryota, Metazoa, Cnidaria, Hydrozoa, Anthoathecata, Hydractiniidae. The record is from RefSeq and is a predicted model, not a curated record. The transcript has a single exon. Gene Ontology annotation, molecular function: G protein-coupled receptor activity. Gene Ontology annotation, cellular component: membrane.